Messenger RNA from Vicugna pacos (alpaca), 6732 nucleotides. The record is from RefSeq and is a predicted model, not a curated record. NCBI's taxonomy places the organism in Eukaryota, Metazoa, Chordata, Mammalia, Artiodactyla, Camelidae.
CCACCCUGAUGGAAACUGAGGAGCCCCCACGUGGAGCCUUGGCUCCCGUCCCUGCUGGAGCGGAGUUCAGUGUGAGCCCCGCAGCUCCCAGGAGAGGGAGCCAGGCCGCUGCCUUGGAGCUGGAAGCAGAAGAGGGCGAGGGCCCGUCUGAUAAGUGGGCACAGGGACACACACUCUCGGAGACCCCGCAGAGAGAGGGGAGGGAUGUGAAUGACUCCGCAGCUGAGGGCAUGACCUCCGUCCCCCAGGAGGCCUCUGCAGAUGUGGAGAGCAGACAGGAAGACCUGAUGGCUGCCGCCCGCGACCCUCCAGCAGACCUGGGGGCAGUGCCCCAGAGCCCAGCAGACAGAGACGCAAGGACACUGGCCCCUCCAGAGCCCCGGGCCUGCCCAGACCAGGGUGAACGUCUGGACAACGCCCCAGUCCCCAGUGAACUGGGCAGCAGCGUGGAGGUGGGAUCUGGACCGGAACUCACUUCUUUGAUACUGGGACCUGGACAAGCAGAAGGGAAGGAGGACACUCACCCAGACACCUCUGCUCAGACCAGCGUCUGGCCGUCCUGGGAAGAGCACCCUGCAGAGACCAGCCAGCCGCAGGACCCAGAAAGUGGGACUGUCAGGCAGGAAAGCCCAGGGGUGGAGGGGCCCAGGCGCCUCCAGGAGGCCGAGGGGCUGGAGGAACGGGGAGGAGAGGACGGGGCACGUCAAGGGGAAGGAGCUUUGGGGGAGGAUGUUUGUUCUGAUGGGCUUUCAGGGGACCAGGAACAGAUGGGACGGCAGGUUAAUGGUACAGAUGCAGAUCAGAGGCCACAACAGGAGCAGAUUCAAGAGCUUGUGCUGCUUGCAGGACCAGGAGAGAGAGGGGGGCACAACGGGGAGCUGGGUGGUCAGAGCUACGGUGAGUGGGAGGGGAGGGUGCGGGGCCAGAAGGAUCCAGAACAAGGGGAGCAGAAGAGGAGGGGGUUGACGGGGCCAGAAGAGAGUAGCCUGAAUGCUCAGUGUGAGGAGAAGCAAAGCUUAGAGGGAAAAUCAGUGAAAGUAACUGGAAAGCAAGAGGAUCUGGGCGUUCAGGGCAGAGGGAUGUCAGUAGAGGGGCAGGAGGAGGAGGUGGGGUUGAGCGAGGAGGAGCCAGGGAGUUGGGAUGGGGACACAUGGGAGGGGGUGGGAGAAGAGAAGGGAGCAGAAGGAGUUGAGCACCGUCCUUCCGCACUGGCUCUGGUAGCCCCUGAGGUCUCUUCUCCCUGCGACUUGUCUCUGGAUGUCUGUUAUCCCACGAGCAGGAUUCCAGGGACUCAGACAGAGCCCAGCACUGAAGAGCUGCCCCCUGUAGCUCCGACUCCUACGCUGGAGCCAGUAGGCAGGUCCUGCCAGCCCAUUUCUCUACCUAGCUCUUUGCUAGGGGAGUCACCCGGCCAAGAAGCAGCCCAGAACAACCAGCAAGAGGAAUCUGAGCCGGGAAAGGGGACGGCAUCCAGCCCGGGGGCUGAGGUGGUCCCUGCCAGCGCCUCUGUGACCCCUCCGAGGACACCAGAUUCAGCGCCUUCCAGCCCUUCUGAAGUUGCCCCUGGCACAACUGCCUCGUCAUCUGCCAGCCCCCCGGUCGUCUUUCCCAGGAGGGAGUCCUCUGUUGCUGCAUGUUUUCCAGAAACCUCCAGGGCCCCUCUCUCAACCAAUAGCCCUUCUGCCUGCAGGGCUUCGGAGACGCCCCCAGCUGCCCUCCGUGGCUUCCCCUCACCAGGCCGGGCCAGCCCUCAGGGUCUCCCGGCCAGCCGCACAGGGCCGGGCCAGCACCUGAGAAGCAACUCCUUUCCGGGCUCCCACGGGACAGACCCAGCUGCGGACCUGGCGGGACUACCACUCUCCUUCUCCCAUUCAGAGUUGCCCCUGAGGCCCCCCAAACCUGCCAUCUAUGGCUCUGUGAUCCCCAGGAGGAGCAGGAAGAGCGGAAGGGGCGGCGGCAUCGUUCCAGAGUCCGCAAGUUCGUUACCGGCUCCAGGGCAGGGCUCUCGGGAACUCACCGCAAGCCCAGAAAGGCCCGGCAGCGCCCCCCACAGUCAGCAGUGGGGCUCCCCACAUCACUCAGCCUCUGUCCCAGGUUCUCCUGCCCAGGGCUCUCCCCCACCCCUUGUCUCCAGAGAUACGAGGGUCCAUGAGCCCCCGCCCCCUCCUCCCCCAGAGAAGAGGCUGGUCUACCCAUCUCUGGUGGAGAGAGACGGCCAUCUCCAUGCGGUGGCCCCCACGCUGAAGCGCUGCAGCCCUCCGCUUCCAGUGGCCCUGGGUCCAGGGCUACAUGGCCCCCCUAAAGGCCCACCUCCCCAAGCUCCUGACCCCCUCGUGGCAAGGCAGCAUCGGCCUCUGCCCUCCACCCCAGACGCUCCCCACCAGAGCCAGACCUCUUUCUCCCCCAGGCAGAGGUACAACAAGCCGUUGCCUCCAACUCCUGAUUUGCCCCAGCCCCACCAUCCGCCUAUUUCUUCUUCAAGCAGCUCAAGGGUCUACAAGCCUCUGCCUCCAGUCCCGAUCAUGGAUCCCUCUGCUGAAGCACCCCCGUUACCCCCAAAGUCCAGGGGCAGGAGCACUCAGGGAGGACUCAUGAACUCAGGGGGUCAAGCCAAGACAAGGCCUGUUUGCCAGGAGUGGACAGUUUCCACUCCCCAUUCUGGGGGGCGGACCUCCUGGCCUCCAGCCACGGGCAGAGCCACAGACACUCUGGCUUCCACCAGCAGGAGUAAAAGCGAAGUGUCCCCUGGCAUGGCUUUCAGCAAUGUGACAACACUUCUAAGUCCCUCUUCCCCAACUGCCCCCUGGACUCCAGCGGCCCAGGGACCAGCCUCUGAAUCAGGGCUCUCAGACACAUCUGAAGUCCCUGCCAGAGGAUCUUUGAGAAGAACAGCCCCUCAGGAAGGAGCCAAUGGCCUGAGGAGGUCGGACCUAGGCCAAGCCAGGCAGCCAGAAAAACCCGGCCAUCCCUGUCUGGAGAAGGCGUCCAGCUGGCCCCACAGACGGGACCCAGGGAUACCACCGGAGGGUAGCCGUGGCCAGGCUGCAGGCCCCAGCGAGGGGCCCAGCAAGCACAAGGACUGGCACCGGCAAGGCCUGCGCAGAGCUUCCGUCCUCCCCGAGGGCCCUGCAGACACAAGAAGUCCAGCCAUGGAAAAAUCCCUUAGCCUUUCAGAUGCCAUUGUUUUCCGAGAGAAAAAGCCAAAGGAGGUGACAGGAGGCUUUUCAAGACGCUGCUCCAAGCUCAUUAACUCCUCUCAGCUGCUUUACCAGGAGUACAGUGAUGUGUUUCUGAACAAGGAGAUUCAGAGCCAGCAGCGGCUGGACAGCCUGACAGAGACAACCGGGACUGCCUUCCCCCUGCAGCCCCGGAAGUCCCUGGUCCCGUCGGAGUCCUACCUGCAACGUCUCUCCAUGGCCUCCAGUGGCUCCCUCUGGCAGGAAAUCCCGGCGGUGCGCAAUAGCGCUGUGCUGCUCUCCAUGACCCACGAGGACCAAAAACUCCAGGAGGCCAAAUUCGAGCUGAUUGUGUCGGAGGCCUCAUACCUGCGCAGUCUACAUAUUGCUGUGGAUCAUUUCCAACAUUCAGAGCAGCUCCGGGCCAUCCUUUCGAACCAGGAUCAUCAGUGGCUCUUCUCACGUUUACAGGAUGUGCGUGACGUCAGCACCAUGUUCCUUUCAGACCUGGAAGAGAACUUUGAGAACAACAUCUUCACCUUCCAAGUGUGCGAUGUGGUCCUGAACCACGCUCCCAACUUCCGCCGGGUCUACCUACCUUAUGUCACCAACCAGACCUACCAGGAACGCACCUUCCAAACUCUACUGAACAGCAACAGCAGUUUCCGAGAGGUCCUGGAGAAGCUGGAGAGUGACCCUGUCUGCCAGCGCCUUUCCCUCAAGUCCUUUCUGAUUCUGCCCUUCCAGCGCAUCACCCGUCUCAAACUGCUGCUCCAGAACAUUCUGAAGAGAACACAGCCUGGCUCCUCAGAGGAAGCGGAGGCCACGAAGGCACACCACGCCCUGGAGGAGCUGAUCCGAGACUGCAAUAGCAAUGUCCAGAGAAUGCGGCACACGGAGGAGCUCAUCUACCUGAGCCAGAAGAUUGAGUUUGAGUGCAAAAUAUUCCCGCUCAUUUCGCAGUCACGCUGGCUGGUGAAGAGUGGAGAGCUGACCGCUCUGGAGUUCAGUAUCUCCCCAGGGCUGCGAAGGAAACUGAACACGCGUCCGGUCCACCUGCAUCUCUUCAAUGACUGUCUGUUGCUGUCUCGGCCCCGAGAGGGUAGCCGAUUCCUGGUGUUCGACCAUGCUCCCUUCUCCUCCAUCCGAGUGGAGAAGUGCGAAAUGAAGCUACAUGGGCCUCACAAAAACCUCUUCCGACUCUUUCUGCGACACAACGUGCAGGGCACCCGGGCCGAGUUCCUCUUCCGCACGGAGACCCAGAGUGAAAAACUUCGAUGGAUCUCAGCCUUGGCCAUGCCAAGAGAGGAGCUGGACCUUCUGGAGUGUUAUGACUCCCCGCAGGUGCAGUGCCUUCGAGCCUACAAACCCCGAGAGAACGACGAGUUGGCACUAGAGAAGGCGGACGUGGUGAUGGUGACUCAGCAGAGCAGCGAUGGCUGGCUGGAGGGCGUGAGACUCUCAGAUGGGGAGCAAGGCUGGUUCCCUGUACAGCAAGUGGAGUUCAUUUCCAACCCAGAGGUCCGUGCGCGGAACCUGAAGGAAGCCCACCGAGUCAAGACUGCCAAACUCCAGCUGGUGGAACAGCAGCCCUAGAUGUUUCCUGGGAGGAAUCCCCUGAGCUUAAGGACCAGAUGUCCCUGGACAGGGCUGGCCCUGGGAACCCAGCAACAGAGGCCUUCAGUGGACCAAGAACUAGACCUUCCAAAAGCCCAAGGACAAACUCGAGCUGCCAGUCGCUAGUCCCAGGCCUCCUUUUUUUGUGCUUUGUGCUUGGUGGGGGGAUUUUGAGGGACUUUACUGGACUCUGGGAACCUUUUCUCAUGGGAAAAGGAAACCAGCAGGGCCUAAGCCAAGGAACUUUAUGUCUACUACCCUGUUACUCUUAAACAUUCUCUUCUUCCAGGGUGCAGAUUCAGAGCUGACCGGUUUCCAUCAUGGUCAUAUGUUCAACAGAAUCUGACCUCAGGCCACCGGAGGGAGACGUUUAAGGGGGAUUAGGGUAUCAGAUGGGAGGGUCAACCCGGCAACCUUUAAGGUAUCUUCCAACCCUAGAGAUAUUCCAUAGUUAGCGGUGCAAGGUCAGCGCAUGCGUCUCUGGGACCUGUGUCGGGCAGUGGCUGUGUGAGGGUGAAUCGCUCUCACUCUAAUAAACUUGGCACUUCUCCAAGUAUGUUCUCCUCUCAGACUCCUGAGCACCAAACAAGAUUCAGAACAGGGAAUCCCAUGAGGAUUCCAGGCUAUUUGACUUAGGUAUCAAGAAAGACCACGAUGGUGCCAACUGGUUGUGGCGCUGGUUGACUCUUUCUUUGACUCCUGAGAGUUUGGACACUUCUUCUGCUUGUUUUGGCCUCAGAGGUUGUAUAAGGGAUUAGAAUGAGUUGAUGGGUGAUGAAAACCCCAUUCAGACCUCCUUAAGGUCUAGGCGAGCUUGGGUGGGUUUGGAUACCCUACUCAGACCAUUCACGAUUUUACAUUUUCACUUGAAUUACCGUGAGGGUAUCUCCACCGCCGUCUCAUCCUCUUUGUGAAAAGCAGCAUCGUGUGAUGGAAAGAGUCCUAGGAUCCAAGUCAGACCUGAACUCCAGUUACCGCACGGCCACGAGGCAGCCUGUCUGCGUCUCAGUUUCCUUAGAUGUAAGAUGUAGGUUCAGACAAGUAACCUCCAGAGUCCCAUCCAAGUCUACACUGCAUGACUCUCUAUCUCCCAUUGGGUUGCCUUUCUCAGUUGAAUAACACCAUCCUUGACCUUUUUUUCCCUCCUGUCGAGCCCUCGGACAGCAGUGGUAUGGUCGUCUUUCAAGCUAGCUCGUUACAGUACAAAAGCAGAUUUGCACCGCAGCUUUGCACACAGGUAUGAAUAAUGCUAUAAACUCUGUCCUGUACCCAGCGAACGAUGCUAUGACAUGAUAGUAUCACUUUUGUUCACACAUUUUGUUUUCAGUCCAUCCUAAAAUAUAAGUUGGCUGGCUUAAUUGUGAGAAAAGUUAUAACUACUGACUGCAAUUAACUUCGAGUUAAUAUUAUUUUAUCCUAAGAAGUCUGACACUGCCAAAAAAGUCUAAAAUAGGGAUGAUUUUAGAGAAGUUUGGUUGAAAUUUUUCAUGAUUUUCAGAAAGCAAGCUUUUUAUUAUUAGUAUUGAUAUAUUAAUAUGUAUUUAUUAUAUGUAAACUAACAACCGAAUCUUCUUAAUAGCAGUAACAAUACUUACAAUUCAAAUUUUUUGUCCACACCAGUAUUUGAAUACUGGCCAUAUGGUUCAAACAAAGCCAUAUCCAAACUUAUAUUUUCUAGGCAAAUUCUCCCUUACUUUCCCAGAGAGGUAAAAUACCAACUUCUGAAUGAUAAACACACAAAUGAUUUUUAGUUGAAUGGUUGCUUCUUGGCUUGAAGUUGCUGGGGCUUUGUGAGUACUGUUAGAGCUGACUUCUGUAAGACUAAAACUCCUGUCUUUAGGUGUUUGAUGUGUAUGUGUUUAAUCAGGUUAUUCUUACCUAAUCUAGGAAAUUAAGAGACAAUUGGCUUCUACUUGUCCUUGGUUUUAAAAAAGAAAAA